AUGUUGAAUAAGUUCUUUAUUUUAUUAUACAUCGUUCUUCAACAAAAUGUUCUCAGUACAAGACUUGGCUGCCAUCGUUGUCAGGAUUUACGACGAUAUAGUUUCGUUAUAACAUCUGAUACACUGCCGACAAAUUUUCUCGACGGAUGCUCGUUUUACAUGAGUCAACAAAGUUGUACAAUUGAAAUUACGAUUGAUUUCGACAAAAAACAAACAACACUAAAUGUGUCUGCAUCGCAAGAAUAUGUUGAAACGUCCAUAAAUACGGUUGUUAGUAUCAACGAUAGAUUGAAGCUUACCAGACAGAUUUCAUUUUGGUGUUCCGAUCCUCGAGGUGGUUGUAAUGAUUAUAGUUACAUGAAACGUGUUCUACAAUCGAUGUCCAUCGAAGAUUCCUCGAAAGAACUUGAGCCAUUCUUGAUUCCAACAAACGAAACACUCAACAACACUUCGUGUUUAUCGUUUUCCAAUGACACUACUAUCAAAUACUCAGAUAAACGAACAGAAGACACCAAAGCAUGUUAUAUAUUCGGUAUCGUUAAUGCUAAUGCAACAUCAAAAAUCAGUGCAGGUCAUUCAUCGAUGGAUAAUUAUUAUUUGAAAUACGCGAAGACAUUUUCAACAGAGAGCUCUACCACUUCAUAUCUCAGUCUCGAUGAUCGGUCAUUGCUAUGUGCCCAACCUGAAUGUAAUUCGAUUGAGAAUUACAAUCGAAUUGGUGCUGUCAUAAAGAUUGAUUUCGAUCCAUCGAAGUUCUUUGAACCUACGACAACAACAGCGAUUGUACCGUCAACAACCCCGACAGGAAGUGGCUUUGCAAUGUGGAAUAACGACCUAAUCGUCUUUCUUGUUAUGUCAUUUAUCUAUACUGUUCUACUUUCUUGA
Molecule: messenger RNA, 885 nt
Organism: Adineta ricciae
Lineage: Eukaryota; Metazoa; Rotifera; Eurotatoria; Adinetida; Adinetidae
Source: the annotation of a GenBank genome assembly